AUGGCGGCGAGGAAAGCAGGCACCGCCAGACCUCUUUUACAACGUGAGGGUGAGGCAAGAAACUUCGACUCAUAUAAGCUUUACGCAGGCGCCUCAUUUGCUGUGGGAGUUGUCAUCAUUCUCUGCCUUAUGAAGGUCCCUCGCGCGGAAAAUAGUAAAGAUACGGUGAGUACAAACACUGGGAGUCUUUCAGUGGGCUGCCAACAGAAUUGCUCGGCCCCUUUUGGUAAUGUGUUGGGAAUUUACAACGGAGUUCCAGCUAUGAGCAAUUGCAACAGUGAUAGUUGCACAGCAGAACUUUGGAACACUGUCAAGGUGGAAGACAUACGGAUACCGGCUGGUCGUGUGGACCCUCAUGCGGUUCCACCCAUAUAUGGUAUGCAAUGGCAAUGCGUGGAAUAUGCCCGACGGUAUUGGAUGCUUCGAGGUACACCACAACCAGCCACUUUUGGUUCUGUAGAUGGAGCAGCUGACAUUUGGGAUCUUAAAGAUGUUCAACUGCUCAAUGGUCAAAAGCGGAAACCAUUACUCAAAUAUCAUAACGGAAAUGCAACAUCUGCAAACUCUAAGCCGCGUGUGGGGGAUUUGUUGAUUUACCCACGGCAACCCAAUGGUUUUCCAUACGGUCAUGUUGCCGUUGUUGCGGGUGUGACAGGGGAUCGUAUGUUUGUAGCGGAACAGAACUGGGAAAACACAGCAUGGCCAGGCCCGUAUCAUAAUUACUCGCGUGUGCUUAACUUGUCAUGUAAUCCCAAUGGCACGGCAUGUACCGUACGUGAAAAGGAUAAUGUCACAGUGCAGGGGUGGGUGCGGUAUGAAUAA
Trypanosoma brucei brucei TREU927 is the source of this 822-nucleotide messenger RNA. RefSeq names its product D-alanyl-glycyl endopeptidase-like protein. The coding region runs from base 1 to 822 and encodes 273 amino acids. The transcript has a single exon. Gene Ontology annotation, molecular function: ligase activity. Lineage: Eukaryota; Euglenozoa; Kinetoplastea; Trypanosomatida; Trypanosomatidae. The record is from RefSeq and is a predicted model, not a curated record. Gene Ontology annotation, cellular component: cytoplasm.